GCGCGCACGGGACAAGCCCAUAAGGCGAAGCCUAGACGGCUACGCCUACAAUCAUAGAACUAGAGUUAUAAUAACAUAACUAUCGUUUCGGCGCCCCCUCCUACGUAGGAAGGGGGCACAGUUUAAUAUUACCUCCCACUUCCCCACUCCCCUCCAAUCAGAGCAUAGCUACGAUUUUUGGACCAGCAGAUGAGCAGCUCCGGUGGGGGGAACUCGGCGGCAGCUCAGCUCCGGGAGUACAAUCCCUUUUUCUACCGGCAGCACUGCUGGAGCUUCGGCGUUAGUCCGGAGGAGGAGACAUGGAGAAGAAAGGGAUUGUACUCCCAGAGCUGAGCUGUCUGACUGCUGCCGAGCUACCCCCACCAGACUUUUCAUCUCCCGGAGGACACCUACCGGAGCAGCAAGAAAGCUUCGGCGGCAGUUCAACUCCCGGAGUACACCGCCAGAGCUGCCGGACUGUAUGGGAGAAAUUAACCAUUACUUUUUAUAUUAACUAUGAGUAUUAUCAGGCCUAUAUAUCAUAUAGAUACAUUAAUAUUGGAAAGCAGCAAAAUCAACUCUGAAUUCAUAGGAGACUCACGGCGCCAGAGAGUCUGGUGCUAAGGCGUACUGACGUCCACCUAAUGUUUAGAUUAACUGGGGAUGAUGACCAUGUAGCCCAUGCUAGUGAGUAAUCCGUCCCCUCACUAUUUAACAAAUAAACCGCUGUAAUCUGUCUCCAGACGGUACAAACAUUAGACCUAGAUGGGAAUGGAUAUCUUCUAUCUACAUUCCCAUAAAAAACACACUUCUGGCCCCCUGCUAUGGAGGACCACAAGUGUCACGGAAAUAGUAAUAAGGAAAUAGACUAAAUUAUAAAGUAAUUCAUUAUUUGAUCUUUUAAUGGGCAAUAAAAGAGGAAUUAAAUUUUUUUAUUUACAAAUUAAAUAUUAAUCCAUCAAUAAGUAGCUCAAAUAAAAAGGGAUUUACAAAAAAAACAUAAAACAGUCAAUAAGUACAUCAUUUAAAAAUACAUUAAUGAAUUCAUAAAUAAAUGAUGCAAUUUAAAAAUCGAUUUGAAAAUGCAGUUUAAAAAGAAAAAUAAAUAACUGGAUUCACAAAUUGAAUUAAGAAUACAGAUUUUAAUCCGGCAUUUAAAUGGGCGAUUUCCUUGGCAUUUGCAUUUCCAUUUCCCCGCUGCUUUUCCUUUUCCUAUUAGCUAUUCGAUUAGCUUAGUCAUUUAGCUUCUCCUAUUAGCCUCUCCAUUUAGCUUUUCCGUGACACUUUGGUCCUUGCGCUGGUAAGACGAGGUAAAGCAAUGCAAAUUAGCCAUGUAACAAGCUCUCUGAUUGGCAGCUGGCAUCUCAUAUGCAGACGUAUGACAUCGAUGUGGGAAGGAGAAGGUGGGGUUUUUUUAAGCACUAGGUGGAACUAAAUGGAAGAAACACGGACUAACACAAUAAAUGCCAUAAUUAAUUUGGCUGACUAUGUCGACAGUAAUGUUCCAGUUGACUAUCACUAUGCUCUAACGAGGUUGCUUCAGCUAAGGGAAAACUUGGAAGCAUCCAGCUGCCAUUUAGAGGACGCUGUUCGGGCCAAGUUUGAUGAGGUGGAGCAUUUAAUUCGCCAAAUUGGUAACAUUUCAGAGAUUCAGAUUUUGGUGUGUCUUUGAAAACUCUGCAUCGCAGGAUUGCCCUGUGGGGAUUAAGGUAAGAAACCUCCAGUUGACUAGCUAGCUAAGGCUAACGACAUCUAGCGCUAACUGUCACCCCAUGCGGGUAGUCCUUCGAUAAUAUAAUUUUCCCUGACCGAGGAAAGAUGGGACAAGCGGUGAUAGCUACCUUUCCUGUUUUGUAGGCUUGGUCACUAGAGUAUGUUUUGUUUGUAUACAACAUGGCAAAUCCUGAGAAAGCAUAUUAAAAUAUAACGUUACAUUCAGCGUCUUAGAGUACCAUAUUAAGCGCUAUAUAAAUUUCAUUUAUUAUUAUUAUUAUUAUUAUUAUUCAAGUCCUGAUAAAUGUUAGGUGUAAUGCUAUGGAAUCUUCAGGGGCUACAUUUCUCAACAGCUGACUGUAUUUUCAUACUUAAUACUUUGAAAAAAUGGUUUCAGCAGAAAUUUAACUAUUGUUUAUUUACUUUAUUAUUUAUUAACUGUGGUUCUAAUAGUGUGCAACUUUCUGUGCACUCAGACGAGAUGACUUGAACAACAGUAUCAGUGACGAGGAGUUGGACGUGAUUGUGUCUGACAUUCAUCGCCAUUACCCCAGCGCUGGCUACAAGAUGAUAUUGGGUCACUUGAGAUCAAGGCAACUUUUUGUCAAAAGGGGACGUGUGCUGGCAUCAUUAAGACGUGUGGAUCCUCAAGGGGUACUGAUGCGCAGGCUGUCACUACGAACCUUACGGCGAAGAUGUUACUCUGUUCCAGCUCCCAACAGCCUUUGGCAUAUUGAUGGCCACCAUAAGCUUAUACGGUAGAACAGUUGCAAUUCUUUCACAACUUCUGUUUAUGGCAGUGAGAUAACUAUAUAGAUCAUGGUGCUUUUUGGUAGGAGGGUGUGAGUGCAUGUGUAGUGUGGACUCUCCAACAACUUGGGAAUCUCAUUUGUUUCUAAAUACUGAAGAGCAACAAGUUCACCAGUAGGCACUAUUUACUAUUUAGGUUCCCUGCCAAUUUGUGCAAUCCUUAAUCCUAUUUGAUUACCUGUGUAAUCUGCAUUGUCUCAAACACCACUGGCCCAACAAUGACAAAACAUUGGUCCCAUAAUCAACAAUAAGGCAUGGCAUGUUUAUUUGUCUCACAGAAUUCAUACACAGUGGGUGCACAGUGAGUUUUACGAGACCUUGAUCUGAUCAAAUUUUUCAGAAAUCGUAAUGUGCUUCUUAAUUGACCUGAUCUGUUGCUUGCAAAAAAAUCCUGAAUCAAUUGUUAUGCUACGGCUUGGUAUUUAGUUUUAAGAGCCAGUGAGUCAAGGCGAGCAGUUAGCUUUCUUGUUUGCACCAGAUGCUAUUUCAUUCACAUUGUCUUUAUCUGAAGGUUGUUCUGCAUCCUUAUUAUCUAAAGGGGUUCUGCAUCAUUCCUGGGAGAUGACAUUUUCUGCAAUUUCAUUGUUCAGUUAUGGUCUUAAUCUAAAUCUUGUUUUCACAUUGUGUGUGUUUCAAUGCUACCUCUGCCAGCAAGUGGUUUAAAAGGACCUUCUUUUUCAUAUUUGUAGAUGGCGAAUGGUUGUGCAUGGUGGUAUUGAUGGGUUUUCACGGCUCAUCCUUUACCUGAUGUGGUAGAAAUUAAGGAGUAUAUUCUAUGGUAAACCAUGAUUAUUAUGAGGUCUGUAUAUCUAAUAGUGGAAAGACACAUGAUACCUACAGAGCCUGGAUUCAGAACAGAUGGUGGGACACAUGAGCAGGUUGACCUCAGCCUUCAGCCCUAUGAUUAUUUUGACUACAGAGUUAAUGCAUGCUGGCCUCAGACUGGUGUCCAAAAUCACUUUUGUUGAUAAUAUUCUGAGACUGAUGAUUGACGUGGGCGGAAACCCCCAUUGGGACAAAGAAAUUCUUGUAUGUAUGCGUGUAUAAAGGAGAAGCUAGAACCGAUGUUCGGGCAGUGACUCUUAAGACCUACUCGGCUGUUAUCGUUGUUGUUUUUCUGCACGAUAAAGUCUUUUGUCAAUUCUAGCUCCGGACCCCUCGUUUUAUUUUACUCUCUCUCUCUCUUGAAUUAGUCUAAGUGUUUAUAUCUCGAUUAAUCUACUACAUAAUUUGGCGUCACGACCAGGAGGAAAUAGGGACUCGCCAGCUGCCGGGCCAGAGGACGGGACGCGAACGGAUCAUACGACCAGAGCUCAAGGGUAAGUUGUCUUGCCAUAUAUAGGAUAGUCGUUUGAUCUGUUCUUGCCCCGUCUGAAACACUCAGCAGCAGGUAAAGUGUCUCUUUGAUCAAACAAACCAAAAUUAUAGAUAAAUGAGCGAGUGAGAGAUACGGGGGCUGCGGGAGAGAUUGACGUGCGCGCGCACAUAUGCCAUAACGCGUUCUGUGGUUCUAAAUGACCAAGACGCUUUGUGGCUCCCUAUUUUGAUACGAGUUGUUAUUUGGUGUUUUGGUAUUUUGUUUAAGUAGGCCUACUAUAAAGUCCUGUGGCUUUAUUCUAGAGGAACGAAUUAGUGAGAAAGUUCCAAUAGAAAAGUGCGUCCGCAGUUCGAAAGAGUGCGUAACUGUUGGAUUUAUGAGAUCUCGAUUGGAGUUGGGUCCGCAGGUCGAAAGUGUGCGUACCUGUUGGAUUUCUGAGAUCUUGAUUCGAGUUGGGUCCGCAGGUCGAAAGAGUGCCUACCUGUUGGAUUUCUGAGAUCUCGUUUGGAGUUGGGUUGAAAUUCAUUGCCGUCGAUGAAUUCAUUUCAUUUUAUUUGAGUUUCCUUGAAGUGCCGACUACUGUGUUUUAAGUUCGGGUUGAGUAGCUCAGAGUUGGGGUACUCGACUGUUCAUGUUUUAAUCAAAAGGCCAGUUUCUACACUCGGUCAACUUUUUCUUUGUAAUUAAUUACAAACAAUUCGGACAUUUUUCAAUAUAAUAUUAAAAUUGUAUGAAUCGGUUUAUUGUCUGUAUUUAAGUCGUGUUAGGAUUAAGUUACCUCGGAGAUUUUUACGACCCGGUUUAUUUUUUGUUGAUACUGUCAUAAAUAAAUUAGGCGGACAGAGAAUAGUUAAUUUGUUUGAAGUAAUUGAUAAUCAUAAAUAAAUUAGACGGAUAGAGAAUAGUUAAUUUGUUGAAGUACUGAAUAAAUGUGUAAAUCUUCUUUGACUUAAACAUCACCGCGCUGACUCUAACUGCACGUGCACGAGCAAUCUCACAGGGUACGAGCAGGAGCCUGCAGGCCGGGGUUAAAGAUAACAGUGAAAGGGGCCUCAUUCCUAUCUUCGGGAGGGAGACGAGCGCUGGGGGGGAGUUCACGUUUGUCGCUUAGAGAUAAUAAAGUAUUGAAACUAACUAGUAGAAUAAACUCAAAUAAAUUGUAUUAAUAAAUAGUGUAUUGCAGAAUAAAUAAAUAAAAUAAUAAAGUAAUAAUUAAAAAUGGCAACAACAGCGGUAGAAGUUUUGAGUAGAGACCGUCUAUUGCUCAAAGGAGAGAUGAUAAAGAUCUCUGAGAAAUGGGAAGAAAGGACAGAAGGAUCAGGCACUAUAUGGCCCAUGGAAGGGACUUUUGAUCCAAUAAUGUAUAGGGACAUGGAGGUAGUAAUAAGGAAUUACAUAGAUAACAGAAGUGGAAAAACGGCCUUAGCGAAGAAGGACAGGGAAAGGUUAGUGCUAGCUUUGUUCGAAGAGGAGGGAGAGAGGUGGCGCGCAUUACAACGAGUGGCCAGAAAAAGAAUCACAAAGGAAGAAGAGGCUCAACCUUUGCCUCUGAAGCUUGAGCCACCGCCGUACAAACCAACCAACAUGUAUCCACUGGUAACAGGCAACGUGGAAUCUAAAGGGGAAGUCACACUAGAUGAAGGAGAUAAUAAAUGUAGUGAGGGUGAAAACGAGAAUGAAGGAGAGGAGGAGGAUGACAUUGAGCAUGUUGGUGAAGGGUCAUCACAGCCAUGUGUAAAACACAUUACUAAGAAUGCUAAAAGGAAAUUAAAGAAGCGGAACAAAAGAAAGGAGGAGUGGUCUGGGACACAAGGGGCAGAGGAGCCUGGCUGCAGUACAGCAGUACUAAGCCCCACACCACUCGAGUUAGAUGAGAAACUAAGGAAAUCACAAAGGGGGAAAAGGGCACCCGAAACUUCCCCGGGAAAUUAUCCUAUUUUAGUCAAAGGACAACAGGUCCACUAUCAACCAUGGGGCUCACAGCACUUGGAGGGAGUCAUUUCUAAACUCCCUAACAUACAUAACGGGGCGUCUAAAUGGGUUAGAACAUUUGAGGAACUCACAGUGGGAAGGUUAAUGACAGUGGGGGACCUGAAAGCUCUGUUGGCAAGAGUAUUGGGGUUAUCUAAGAUGGAGUCUGUACUGAGGAAUGGAGGGUUGGAUAUACUGGAUGGAAAGUAUGAUGAGACUACACUUGAUCAUUACAGAGGGGCGAUGUGGGCCACACUCAGGAGGGAGUUCCCGGUCCGCAUGGAUCCUAAAAACAUGAGAGGUCUCCCUAUUGGUGACACAGAGAACCCUGCAUCCUACCUACAGGCCCAAGUAGACAGAUGGCGCAUGGAGACGGAUGAGGAUCCUGAGAUCCAUCCGGUGUUCUCUGUUUUGUUUAGAAACUCUGUGAUAGAGACGCUUCCCAGCCAAAUCAAAGCCAAGCUAGAGGAUGUGGUUGGACUGUAUACAUCAGGAUCUCAUAGAGAUUUUAAUGACCAUUUAGUUCAUGCAGUGGAUGAAUAUCGUCAGAAUAAACAAAGAAUACAGGAACAAAGCAAGGAGGUUCAGAGGAAGCUAUAUCAGCUUCAGCUGGAAGAUCUCACAAGGAAGGAAAGAGAUAAGAAGAGACAGGCAGGUGUUUUAGAAACAGCUGCUGUAAUAUCGCAAGCCGCCCAGCAGGGCGCACUUCAAAACCAAUAUCCACGAUUGGCAUUUUCUCUCCCAGUACAACAGCCUCAGAGCCAACUGUCACCUACUCCACCUGUUACACAUGUACACAUCCAUAAUUAUGGGAACCCCACAAAUAAAAAUAGACAGAAUCAGCAACAGGGGUCCCAAGGACAGAAUAGAAAUAAUCAACAGCAAGGAUUCCAAGGACAACGCAGAGGUCCUUUAAUAUGUUAUGGGUGCAACCAGGAAGGACAUAUGAAGAGAAAUUGUUUGACUAACCCUUUACCAUCCCAGCAAGGACAGGGUAACGGUUAUCAGGGAAGGCAGGAACAAGGAGGUAGCUACCAGGCAGGUCCCUUUAUGGGACAGGGAUACUAGGGGUGCCCAGAGAAUCCACAGGGGGAGGGUCAGCUUGUAGCAAUCACAAAACAAGCUGAUGAGGAACCGAUACUGCAGGUUCUGAUAAAUUAUAGAGGCAUGCCAAUGAUGGCCCACACUGGAGCCACUAACACUUGCGUAGGUCCAAAUUAUGUCUCUCACCUCCCCAUGGCAGGAAAGUUCACCAAAACUUUAGGAUUCUCGGAACACACGCAGUUAAUACCUAUGACAGCUCCAAGUCAUAGGUAUAGCUCCAUUCUUAUUUUAAGUUGUAUAUGUGAGUGAGUGAGUGAGUGAGUGAGUGAGUGAGUGAGUG
Gadus chalcogrammus (walleye pollock) is the source of this 7175-nucleotide messenger RNA. RefSeq lists its product as uncharacterized. NCBI's taxonomy places the organism in Eukaryota, Metazoa, Chordata, Actinopteri, Gadiformes, Gadidae. Gene Ontology annotation, molecular function: zinc ion binding; nucleic acid binding. The transcript is spliced from 2 exons. Bases 5039 to 6859 code for a protein of 606 amino acids. The record is from RefSeq and is a predicted model, not a curated record.